AUGUCUCCCGGUUCAACGAGCGAAGAGCAGCCACCGGCGCACGUCACCAUCGAGGCCGACGCCGAACCUCAUCACGCCAGCGGCAGCCUGACAAACGCCAACGGCUGGGACGGCAAGCUGCGCAUGCCAAAGUCGGCCAUCUUGACCAACCCCGAAGCCGUGUCCGACCCGGAAUACUCGGACGACGAGAACGUACUGCCUGGCGAAGAAAUCGCCGCCGAUGAAGAUUUGCUAGCCAAUGAAGACCCCGACACCGAGUCGAUCAACGUUAUCCAUUCGCGCGUUAGCUCCAUGGAGCGCUUGCGCCUCGAGCGCUUCCAAAAGGUCGCGUCCAUCUGCCUCCGACAGAACAACAUCCAGCAGAUCGAGGGCCUCGACACGCUCGGCGACACGCUCGAGGACCUCGACCUCUACGACAACCUGAUAGCGCACAUUCGCGGCAUCGACAAGCUGACCAAGCUGACCAACCUCGACCUCAGCUUCAACAAGAUCAAGCACAUCAAGCACGUCAACCACCUCAAGGACCUCAAGACGCUGUACUUUGUCGCCAACAAGAUCAAGGAGAUUGAGAACCUCGACGGCCUCGACAAGGUGACGUCGCUCGAGCUCGGCUCCAACCGCAUCCGCGAGAUCAAGAACCUCGACACCAUGAAGAGCAUCGAGCAGCUGUGGCUCGCCAAGAACAAAAUCACCGAGCUCAAGAACCUCGGCGGCCUGACGCACCUGCGCCUCCUCAGCAUCCAGUCGAACCGCAUCCAGGACCUGCGCCCGCUGCGCGAGGUGCCGCAGCUCGAGGAGCUGUACAUUUCGCACAAUAUGCUCGCCUCGCUCGAGGGGCUCGAGGCCAACGUGAACCUCUCGACGAUUGACAUUUCGCACAACAAGAUUGACAGCCUCAAGGGCCUCGGCCCGCUGACCAAGCUCGAGGAGGUCUGGGCCAGCUACAACCUCCUCAUGGACUUUGCCGACGUCGAGCGCGAGCUCAGAGACAAGGAGGCGCUGACGACGGUGUACUUUGAGGGCAACCCGCUGCAGCUCCGCGCGCCCGCGCUGUACAGGAACAAGGUCCGCCUGGCGCUGCCGCAGCUCAAGCAGAUUGAUGCGACAUUCCUCAGAGCAUAA
Akanthomyces muscarius is the source of this 1122-nucleotide messenger RNA. RefSeq lists its product as uncharacterized. Bases 1 to 1122 code for a protein of 373 amino acids. Lineage: Eukaryota; Fungi; Ascomycota; Sordariomycetes; Hypocreales; Cordycipitaceae. Gene Ontology annotation, molecular function: protein binding. The transcript has 3 exons. The record is from RefSeq and is a predicted model, not a curated record.